UGUUUCUGGAGUGUUUUGUUGUACUGGAGAUCUCCGGUCUUCUCUAUCUUAAAAAAAAGUGCGUUAAACUGCACGUUUUUGCUGAAAAAACAGCCUCCCUUUAUUUUCUCAGAAAGUCGGUUUAAUGAAGAACAUAUGAUGAAUUGUCUAGUGUAUUUAUAGUCAAAGUUAUAUACUUUCACAGUGAACAAAGGCACAACGUGUUUGAUUUGAAUAAUCAACCUGAACUGCCCUCAGAGACAACUUCCGGCCAUGUGACUCAACAUGGCGCUGUACAGUAACCCCAACCUGUCAAUAGUGCCAAUGAAAUAAGAAGAUAGAAAUGCAAUUUCUGGGUGAUAACAUGAGACUGUUAUUCAAGCUGAGGCCUUUAUUGGGCCGAUGUAGUGCACGAUGCUGUCACCAAAGUGUAUGGAGUAAGCGUGGGACUAUCGGGAAAGUUGCUGUGGAUUUAGGGGAAAGGAAACUGGAGAUAUCUACUGGGAAACUUGCCAGGUUUGCGGAUGGAUCUGCAGUUGUUCAGCUUGGAGACACGUCAGUCAUGGUGACAGCCGUCAGCAAGACCAGACCCUCUCCAUCACAGUUCAUGCCACUUGUUGUGGACUACAGGCAGAAAGCCGCAGCAGCAGGGCGAAUACCAACCAACUAUCUAAGGCGAGAGCUUGGCACCACAGAUCACGAAAUACUCACCAGCCGACUCAUAGAUCGGUCAAUACGGCCACUCUUCCCUGCUGGUUAUUUUUAUGACACGCAAGUGCUUUGCAACCUGUUGGCAGUGGACGGCGUGAAUAAUCCAGAUGUGCUUGCCAUCAAUGGAGCAUCUGCUGCACUGGCACUGUCAGACAUUCCAUGGAACGGCCCAAUAGGUGCGGUAAGAAUGGGCCUGAUUGACGGUGAAGUGGUUGUGAACCCAACACGGAAAGAAAUGUCUGACAGCACCUUGGACCUUGUAAUAGCAGGAGCGGCACACAGUCAAGUUGUAAUGAUGGAGGCAUCAGCAGAUAAUGUUCUACAGCAAGACUUCUGUCAUGCCAUCAAGAUGGGGGUCAAACACAUAACACAGAUCAUCUUGGGUAUUCAGCAGCUCGUCAGAGAGCAGAAAGUGGUCAAACGAACACCUCAAAAGUUAUUUACAGCCCCUCCCGAGAUGGUGGAUUACGUUCGCAAACUGGCUAGUGAAAAAAUCUAUGACGUUUUUACUGACUACACCCAUGACAAGGUUUCCAGAGAUGAGGCUGUAAACAAAAUCCGACUUGAGACAGAAGAGCAAGUUAAAGAAAAGUAUCAGCAUGCAGAGUCCUUUGAUGUGAUCGAAUCAUUUAAUGUGAUUUCCAAGGAGGUGUUUAGAAACCUAGUGCUAAAUGAGUACAAAAGGUGUGAUGGCAGGAGCUUGACAGCACUAAGGGAUAUCUCUUGUGAAGUUGAUGUCUUGAAGCCUUUGCAUGGCUCUGCACUUUUCCAAAGAGGGCAGACCCAGGUUCUUUGCACUGUUACAUUUGACUCCAUAGAGUCCAGUGUGAAACCUGACUUGAUUACCACUGCUUUAAGUGGAGUUAAAGACAGAAAUUUCAUGUUGCACUAUGAGUUCCCACCAUAUGCAACAAAUGAGAUUGGAAAGAUGGGCGGGGCGAACAGAAGAGAACUUGGACACGGAGCACUUGCUGAGAAAUCCUUGCGAUGUAUCAUCCCUAAGGAGUUUCCCUUCACAAUUCGUGUCACAUCUGAAGUUCUGGAAUCCAAUGGCUCUUCAUCGAUGGCAUCCGCGUGUGGAGGCAGUUUGGCACUAAUGGAUGCUGGUGUGCCAAUAUCAUCGCCUGUGGCUGGUGUGGCAAUUGGCUUGAUCUCCAAGCCGGAUCCAGAGAAACCAUCUGAAAUUCAGGAUUAUAGGCUGCUGACAGAUCUUCUGGGAAUAGAAGAUUACAAUGGUGAUAUGGACUUCAAAAUGGCAGGAACAAGUAAAGGCAUCAAUGCCCUACAGGCGGAUAUCAAGAUACCUGGGCUGCCACUGAAGAUUGUGAUGGAAGCUAUUCAGCAGGCCACGGUUGCCAGAAAGGAGAUCUUGGGCAUCAUGCAGCGGACCAUUGCCAAGCCGAGAAGCUCAAGAAAGGAGAAUGGGCCUGUGGUUGAAAACGUCCGUGUACCUGUCUCGAAGAGAGCUCGUUUUGUGGGACCUGGUGGCUACAAUUUACGCAGACUCCAAGCUCAGACAGGUGUGACGAUAAGUCAGGUGGAUGAGGAGACCUUCUCUGUGUUCGCACCUACACCGGGAGCCAUGAGUGAGGCACAGGACUUCAUAACAGAGAUGGUUAAGGAUGAUCAAGACCACCAGCUUGAGUUUGGUGCUAUUUACACAGCAACCAUCACUGAAAUAAGGGAUAUCGGAGUGAUGGUAAAGCUUUAUCCUAACAUGACUCCUGUACUGCUGCACAAUUCUCAGUUGGACCACAAGAGGAUUAAGCAUCCCACUGCACUUGGGUUUGAAGUUGGGCAGCAGAUUCAAGUGAAAUUCUUUGGACGUGACCCAACAGAUGGUAGAAUGAGACUCUCACGCAAGGUGCUUCUGUCUCCUGCAGCAACAGUGGUUAAAACACUGAAUGACAAACAAAGCAUCAGUAUGGGGACAGGAAAUAACCAUACUCCUAGUGCCUCCUGAUGUAAACGGACUCAUAUAGGCUAUUAUGUAAAUGUACCAUUUUUUACAUGUGCAUGUUUUUUCUAUGUCUGUCUGUAUUAUGAAGAAAUCACGUGUAAAUAAAAAUAAAUGUGUGAACAUUC
Engraulis encrasicolus (European anchovy) is the source of this 2775-nucleotide messenger RNA. Its product is annotated as polyribonucleotide nucleotidyltransferase 1, mitochondrial. Gene Ontology annotation, cellular component: mitochondrion; cytosol. The coding region runs from base 323 to 2653 and encodes 776 amino acids. Gene Ontology annotation, biological process: mitochondrial RNA 3'-end processing; mitochondrial mRNA catabolic process. The record is from RefSeq and is a predicted model, not a curated record. The transcript has 28 exons. Lineage: Eukaryota; Metazoa; Chordata; Actinopteri; Clupeiformes; Engraulidae. Gene Ontology annotation, molecular function: 3'-5'-RNA exonuclease activity; RNA binding; polyribonucleotide nucleotidyltransferase activity.